AUGGUUACCCCUACCCCCAUCCCUUCCCCCGGCACACCAGCAGGCAAACCUCCCCUGCUGAAUUACAUCCUCUCCUUCCUCCUCGUCGGACUAGCCUGGGGUUUCACGACACCCUUCCUCCGGCGAGCCGCCAAGGCGCAUAACCCCCCUUCCCAUCCCCUUCUGGAAAGGGAAUCGGUAAAGAGAAGCGCAGUCAAGAGGAAGACACUGGGGGCUUGGUUCGCGGUGACGGACUUGGUGAGGAAUUGGCGGUAUAGUGUCCCGCUAGGAAUUAAUUUGAGUGGGAGUUUGUGGUUCUUUUUGCUGGUUGGUGGGAGCGAGUUGAGCUUGACCGUGCCGAUUGUUAACACGACGGCUUUCCUGUUCACGGUUAUCGGCGAGUGGUAUGUUGAGGGGAAGGUUAUUAGUCGUGAUACCAUGCUGGGAAUGUUUCUUUGUUUGGGCGGCAUCGCGCUUUGUGUCCAGAGCAAGCAAAGUGUUUAA
Molecule: messenger RNA, 483 nt
Organism: Sordaria macrospora k-hell
Lineage: Eukaryota; Fungi; Ascomycota; Sordariomycetes; Sordariales; Sordariaceae
Source: RefSeq, a predicted model, not a curated record